Molecule: messenger RNA, 1041 nt
Organism: Erigeron canadensis
Lineage: Eukaryota; Viridiplantae; Streptophyta; Magnoliopsida; Asterales; Asteraceae
Product: vesicle-associated membrane protein 714
Exons: 4
Coding region: 168-830 (220 amino acids)
Biological process (GO): vesicle-mediated transport
Cellular component (GO): membrane
Source: RefSeq, a predicted model, not a curated record
AUGUAGUCCUAUGUACCUUUCUAAAAAAACAAAACAUCUUUUUCUCGCAAGUGAGUCAACUAAAGUUCCAACAACCAAACACCAGGGUUGUUCAAAAUCCUAAACAAUCAUAAAUCACCAAACUUUGAGUCUUCACAAAACCUGUAAUCAAGCCAACAAAUCAAUAUAUGGCGAUUCUGUAUGCCCAGGUGGCAAGAGGUACGACAGUACUAGCAGAAUUCAGUGCGGUAUCAGGUAACACCGGAGCAGUUGCUCGCCGGAUUCUUGAAAAGUUACCGGCGGAGAAUGAAUCACGGUUAUGCUUUUCACAAGAUCGAUAUAUAUUUCAUAUUCUUAGAUCUGAAUCUAUCACCUUUCUUUGUAUGGCCAACGAUACUUUCGGAAGAAGAAUCCCAUUUGCAUACUUGGAGGACAUUCAAAUGAGGUUUAUGAAAAACUAUGGCAAAGUGGCACCGUACGCUCCUGCUUAUGCCAUGAAUGAUGAGUUUUCAAGAGUUUUGCAUCAGCAGAUGGAGUUUUUCUCUAGUAACCCUAGUGCAGAUACGCUCAACCGUGUUAGGAGUGAAGUUGGCGAGGUACGCACCAUUAUGGUGGAUAACAUUGAGAAAAUAUUAGAGAGAGGUGAUCGGAUUGAGCUUCUUGUUGAUAAAACUUCAACAAUGCAAGACAGUGCCUUUCAUUUUAAGAAACAAUCAAAGACACUGCGUAGAUCACUUUGGAUGAAAAAUGCCAAACUACUGGGCUUGAUGACUUGCUUGAUAUUUCUAUUUCUAUACAUUAUAAUUGCAGCUUGUUGUGGAGGAAUCACUCUAUCAUCCUGCAGAUCUUAACUUAUCUCGCUUGGGGGGUAUGCAAUAGGCGGAUUCUACAUUGCUUUAUUACUUGUUAUGUUGUGUCGAUUGUUAAGCUUAUACUUUGACUAGAUUGUGUAUAUGAGUUUUGCAUAUUUGUUCAGUCUUGUGACGCUAUCUGAGUUGGUCCUCAACAGUGAGUUAUCUUCAAUAUCUUGUAAAUUAUAUAAGGGUUUUAGCUUGGAAAGUA